Physcomitrium patens is the source of this 2338-nucleotide messenger RNA. The record is from RefSeq and is a predicted model, not a curated record. NCBI's taxonomy places the organism in Eukaryota, Viridiplantae, Streptophyta, Bryopsida, Funariales, Funariaceae.
UAGGAAUUAAGAAGAAACAAGCCUAUGGUUGGCGUGGAUUCUGGUUGUCUGAACAGAAAACGGUCGUCGGAUUGCGGAGAAGACAGUGAGAAGAGUUGAGGGCCGACGUGGUAUUCUGAAAGUCGUGCUUCAGUUCUGUUACCACUAUGACCUUAGAGUGUUCGGAUGUCAGGGCUGACGACAGUUAUCCUUGAUUGAUCUGCAUGUUCCGUGUGCAUAGAUUGGCGAGCACACCUUCAAAACCUUGUGGUCUUAUUCGACUGAGGCGAUAGUGCCGACGUAUUUUAUUGAUUAUCUCCUUAUCUUGGCGUUAGAGAUAUUGCCAAUUCUAGUCUUCACCGCGCCGUCAUCUCUUACCCUCGACUGCGUCUCGGCCUGCCUAAGAGCGUCAUAAAUAGCGGGUUUCAUCGAAGAUUGAAAUUAGUCUCACGUAAUGUGGAGUUUCUGUUCCCUAUUCGUAGCUUGGUGAGACCGAGCCAUUCAUCCGUCUAGUGAUAAAUUACUUGCACAGGGUGGAGGAAGUUGAAGCAAAUUCCGAAGAAGCUGUCUUACUUUUCGACAGUCACACAUAGUUAAAGCUUCACACAUCGAUAUCGGAGGUCUUAUUCCUUCAGGCGUUGCGUGGCGCAAGAUCAUGAGUCCACAUCUAUCAGCAUUGUUUUCAAAUUGCUAUUCUAACCAGAACAUAUAAAUGCUUACGACAGUCCUGUCUACUCCCAAAGGAAGGAUGAGAAUCAUCUGAUUCAAGCAAGAUUCUUUCAAGGAGAUCGCAAAAUCAACAGCCUUGGCCUCCGACUUCACUUAUAACUGUGGGACUAUUACCUCAACUGAUGCAGAGUCUCUAUGAAGGACUUUCUGGAGGAAGCGAAGUAGAGAGGUUGUCAUGUAUCGUACGCGCUAAAGGUGGAGGGGAGCCACGCUAUGGAGUCUUUGGUUUCCUAUAAGAUAGACUAUACGCCGAUGCCAAUCACCGCUACCUUCGCUGGCCUUCAUGAGUUCAGUAAGCUGAAGUUGUUUAGCAACACUGGUAACAGAGUCACCAAUAUGGACGAACCCAGGCCGAUGGAAGCGGCGGGUGCAAAAGCAAAGUCCAAGGCCAUUAGAUACAGAGAAUGUAACAGAAACCAUGCAAUUUCCACCGGCGGAUACGCGGUCGAUGGCUGCGGUGAAUUCAUGCCUGGUGGUGAGGAAGGAACGGUGGCAGCCCUUAAGUGCGCCGCAUGUGACUGUCAUAGGAAUUUUCAUAGAAAGGAAGUAGAGGGAGAGGCUACUUGCGAUUGCCAAAACAUCAAACGAAAUGAUCCGAGGAAGCGAGGGCUGAUGGCUCCAGGAGGUCCUUCACAGCCCGGUAGUUCCCAGCAAUUGGCGCUUCCAACCCCAGCGCAAAUCAUCAGCCGAGUCACAGCCGCGCCUUUCUUGUUGGGUCCUGGACCAACCGACUCGGACGAUGGCGAUGGUGGCCUUAGCGGAUCGCCGUCCACCAUAAAGAAGAGAUUCAGAACAAGGUUCAAUAAUGAGCAGAAAGAGAAAAUGGGAGUAUUUGCUGAAAAGUUAGGCUGGAAGAUCCAGAAGCACGACGAGGCUGCCGUACAAGAGUUUUGUGCUGAAGUUGGUGUUAAGAGGCAUGUUCUGAAGGUAUGGAUGCAUAACAACAAGCACACCAUCGGGAAGAAGCCUCCAUGAUUACUGCCAGUAUUUGUACCAACCUGGCUUCUUGUUUACUUCUGAUCGUCACCUUCCACUGUUCAAAGCAAUGCCUUACAGAUCGAAUAAUCGGGCCAAUAGUAACGCAAGAGAUGGUCGCUUGACUCUUGUAAGAAAGUUUACCAAAAUAAUGUUCAUUUCCUGUAAUUUUCACUCCCGUUGAUCAGAAUUGCAGAAUGGGUGUACUCUAGUUUCCAACAAGAUUUCGAAACUGGCGAAUUUGUAAGAAAUAGAAUGAGUUGGUCAAAUUGUCCAGCUUUCAGGGGUUACGACGCUUUCUGUACAGUAGGGUGGCGAUGUUCAUUGCAAACGUUCUAAGCGAGAGAGGAAUGGAAGUCAGAUAAGAUUGUAGACUGAUCGAGAGUUUGAAAUCCCUAGCUCCUCAAUUCAUUUCAAAUAUCAUAACCGCUGGCUUGAUUUUCACUAUUUAGACUGAUCAGCGCCCCGCGAUCAUGGUUCUUAGCUUCGAAGUCGGGUGUAAAUUUAUUUCAGUUUCCUUCCACAUUGCGGAGUCGCAGAGCUAAAAUCGAUCUAUGAGAUCUUAGAAUAAGGUCCAGUAACUGGCCCCCUUUGCUCCUGGGUGCAACGUGCACUUCAUUAAUUAGUCAUUCAAUCGAGGACUUGGUUGAACAUA